AUGGCAGUGACACGACUGAAAAAGUCUCUUGCACCCGUUGCUUUCCUCUUCACCUUCGCAAGUCUGACAGCAGCAGACGCAGACCUCCUCCAACCUCGCAAACCCGGCCUCCCCAGCCUGCCGACCAUCUCUUUCCCGCCUGGCUUCCCGUUUAAUCUGCCGAGCCCAACGAAAAAGUCAAUACCGUACGAUGCCAUUCCUAGGCCUAGCUCGACUUCGUCGCCUUCGUCGUGUACGGAUUCGGAGACCUCAACGCCGGGUCUCGUAUACACCGCACCGGGAUCGGGAAGCAGCAAGCCACCACUCACAGUUCUCGUUCCCACACAGCCGUUUCCAUCAGUUCCAGUGCCUUCCUCUCUGAAUUCCAUCAUUCUGAUAUCGACUGGAGGUCUGGGACUGCCGCUUUCGAGCUUUGCCGUACCGAGCAUUGCUCUACCAGCCUCGACCUCGGUGUUUCCUAGCCCGGUGAGCUGCGAGGGUAGGUAUCAGGCAGGAAUGUUCAAGACAAUCGUUACGCAUGUCAGCUACGUGUUGGUCAGUUAUUACAGCACGGUGCUGAGCGAGGAGACCCUGUUUGCGGGGGUGUGCUCGGCGUCUACAAGCUCGAGUGGCAGCGCCCCGGUCUCAGUUCCGAUCACGUUCUCCCCGUCAUCCAAACUAGCAUCAAGUGAUACUCUUUCCUCCGAUUUCAUUCCAAGCAGUAUUUUCGUGUCGCAGAGUCCGAGUAGUUCACGAUUUCCUACGGCAUCUAGCGCUCUUGGUCCAUCGUCGCUAGUGGCUGUACCUGGUACGAGUUCCACGUCUGGUCCAAACCAAGCUUGUGGAACCACGACAGGUGCUUAUACAAUCACUUACUCCGAGCUAUUGCCACAGCCUACAGGAGAAGUAGAGCCAGACUUCAGGAAGGUUGUUGUCUACGGAGUACAUUUCCCGGUAGAUGAUGCAGCAGCGGACGACAGGCCCUCUGCUGAGGAUCAAUGCCAGCAUUUUUGUGACGGCGAGCCUCGCUGUGUGGCAAGCUGGUACGUCGGAUACUUGUUUGGCACAACGUUAGCCAUCACGGACUUCACGACCAGGUUUUCAACGGCCACGAUCGUCAGCGGUGCGGCGUUCAAUGGCAAGUGUACCAGUGCAACGCUUAGCACUGCUCAGAUCGCACCCACGACUUUCGCAACAUCUUCGCAGAGACUACCCAUUUCUAGCUCAGGAAGCUCCCUCUUCCCUGCUCAGACGAGCGGCCUGUCGAGCUUCAGUGAGAUCUUGCCGACUUGUACUCGCGCACCACAAGCUACGACGGAUACUUACACACUGACAUCAUUCGCCGAGGUGAAACCUACCGGGACGGGCACAAAUUUUCUCGUCAACGCCCAGAUUGUCAACAAGAACCUAGUGUCCUAUCUGACCAUCGAUCGCCCCGCCGCCGACCGUCCCGCCGCCGAAAACGACUGCAGCAACUUCUGCAUCGCAACUCCCGGAUGUCUGAGUCUGUUCCUAGGAUUUGGCCCAUACGUGCGCUCGAAUGAUAAGUGGACGUGCUACGCCCUGCGGGUCUUGAUCGCGCCCGACUCGUGGCUGGAUAGUCCCAAAGCGCAGCUUUCCCUCGCGGCGGGCUUCGCGAGGAUAUGCCCGACGUCGAGUUCUUUGGUCGUGCCGAUGCCGAGCUCGGGUCUUGGUGGCAGUAGCUCGAUCUAG
Drepanopeziza brunnea f. sp. 'multigermtubi' MB_m1 is the source of this 1692-nucleotide messenger RNA. The record is from RefSeq and is a predicted model, not a curated record. NCBI's taxonomy places the organism in Eukaryota, Fungi, Ascomycota, Leotiomycetes, Helotiales, Drepanopezizaceae.